Messenger RNA from Penicillium griseofulvum, 789 nucleotides. RefSeq names its product CFEM domain-containing protein. The transcript has 4 exons. The record is from RefSeq and is a predicted model, not a curated record. NCBI's taxonomy places the organism in Eukaryota, Fungi, Ascomycota, Eurotiomycetes, Eurotiales, Aspergillaceae. The coding region runs from base 1 to 789 and encodes 262 amino acids.
AUGAAGUCCUUCUCCCCCGUCGCUUUCGCCUUGAUGGCCACCCUCGGCAUGGUCGCCGCUGACCCUUCUGCCUCUGAGUGUGCUACCAUGUGUCUCUCCAACAUGAGCAAGCAGGCCGCCGACUUAGGCUGCAAGGCCGGUGACUUGGCUUGCCUGUGCAAGUCCGACAACUACAAGUUCGGUAUCCGUGACUGCACCAAGGAGGCCUGCCCUAGCGAUGACGCCGAGAAGGUUCUCGCUAUGGCCGUCGCUAAGUGCCCUGGCGGUGUUGCUGGCUCUGAUGCCGAUGACUCUGACUCCAAGUCCAGCGCUGGUGCUGGUGGCGAUGCCACCACCUCCGGCUCUGGCUCCGUGACCACCACUGGCGCUGCUGGCUCCAAGACUGCCUCCGGCUCCGACUCCAGCGCUACUGGCUCCGACGCCUCUGGCUCUGCCACCAAGACCGGCUCCGACUCCAGCGCAACUGGCUCUGGUGCUUCCGGCUCCGGCUCCUCCAUGGUCACCAAGACCAGCACUAGCACCGGCCCCUCUGGUACUACCACUACCACCACCACCUCCGCUGCCGGCGGCAGCGGCUCUGACUCCGACUCCGAGUCUGGCAACGGCAACGGCUCCAACUCUGGUUCCGACUCUGACUCCAACUCCGGCUCCAACUCCGACAGCAAUGCUUCUGGCUCUGCUUCCGGCUCUGCUGCCCCCACCUCCAGCGACAACGCCGCUGCCCCCAUGGCCACUCUUGGUGGUGGUGCUAUGGGUGUCCUCGGCAUGCUCGCUGUCCUCGCUCUGUAA